This is a messenger RNA of Endocarpon pusillum Z07020, 1242 nucleotides long. RefSeq lists its product as uncharacterized. Lineage: Eukaryota; Fungi; Ascomycota; Eurotiomycetes; Verrucariales; Verrucariaceae. Bases 1 to 1242 code for a protein of 413 amino acids. The transcript is spliced from 4 exons. The record is from RefSeq and is a predicted model, not a curated record.
AUGGUUGAAGCUCAAUCGAACUUUAUAAGCGCUAGCCGAAACCCAGGGCAGGAAAAAGGACUCUGCGUCCUCGCAAUGAAUAUUGAAAACCUCCUGUUCCACAGACUGGGCAAGGACCUCAGUGAGAGAAAUGAUAUCUCCUCAUUGUUCGAACAAACUCAAGUCUCGCAAGUCCUGGAUUAUAAGGUUCAAGGGCGAUUCGCUCGGUACCUUAUGGACAAGCUAUUCCGGUCUGCGGAUACGCAAAUCCAGUUACGCCAACUGCGGGUACUUCGAAGUCUCGAAGGCAACAUCGAAAAUCCAAACCCUUCAGCAUUCCGACAAAGCCUUCGACAAUUCACAUCCCAAAUUCUGCUUGUAGAUGUCAGGCAGUUUUUGUCAUUCCACUCGGUGACAACGGUCUUCGAAUUCUUUGCCGCUUAUCUGAUCAUCAGGUCCCGCCGUGUUGCACUUGUAUUACGCCUGGGUUCCCUCCCGGGCCCAGGUUUUCGUCUAGGUCUGUCCAUAUAUCCGCCUCGCCUUCUGUGGCAGCGAAAUAUGGAGCUUCUUGCUCUUAUUGUGGUCAAUCUAGGAUUCAACAGUACUGGAAUGGAGGGUUUCCAAGACGUGUGGCGAAGGGUGCGUCAGGUCUUCUCUCUUCCGUUCACCAGAUGUUUUCAUCUGCAACACCAAACCAUACCAGAGCUCUUGGAGAAACUCAUCAAGUCUUACAGAGCCUAUGAAGGCAAAGUCUUCAUCAAAUUGGCCAGAAAGACCAACGGUCAAUGUGCGGCUGACAGCCAAUUACGAAAGCUAGGCGUCCAAUCCGUUCCACUGGCCGAGCUGCUCAUACCUACAGCUUUUACGUCUUAUGGGCCCUCACAGGCUGUGUCUUCCAAUGAGACCGAGGCACAACACUCGCAUCAAAUCAGAGCAGCCGAAAAAAUCCAGCAAUUCUGGCGAUCCCACUAUCCCGCAUUGCUAGCCAAGAGAGCUUUCUUGGAGACUUCAAUGGGCAGAACGUACAUCCAUGUGUUAGAGAUCUGUAAGCGAAACAACGCAUCCACGAUGAUGCGCCAUCUCCUCCUGGGGAACGCGGUUGAGCUACUAGAAAAUAUCCACAGCACGAGCAGCACGGCGUCCGAGCUCCACCAACGAGCAGUCAACCUACUCAAGAGCCUGCCACAAGACAAGUUUGAGCUCGUCGACGAAGUUCUUCUGCGAGUCAGCGCCAUUGAAGAGUCGUUGGAGAAUGUCGCCUAA